AUGGGUGUCUUGAGCUGCAUGAAGUACCUGAUGUUCAUCUUCAACGUGCUGGUGUUUGCUGGGGGAACAUGCCUGGCAGGCAUGGGAGUCUGGGUGGCCGUGGACCCAGCUGGUUUCCAAGACAUCGUGGCCACCAGGGCCGUGCUGAGUGCAGGCGUGUGGCUGCUGCUGGUCGUGGGCAUCGCCCUCUCCCUGCUGGGCUUCCUGGGCUGCUGCGGGGCCCUGCGCCGGAGCCGCCCGCUCCUGCUGCUGUUCUUCAUCCUCGUCAGCCUUGUCUUUCUCACGCAGCUCAUUGGGGCCGUUCUCUUCCUGGUGCACUGGAAACAGGUCCAGCCUGAGCACUUCCUGUCUGAGCUGCAGAAGAACUAUGGUGGGGACGAGGGUGCUGAGGUGUUCUCCACAGCCUGGAACACCCUCAUGGUCACGUUCUCGUGCUGUGGUGUUUUAGGACCUGAAGACUUUGGGAACGGCUCCCGCUUCCAAGAGCUGCACCCAGGGAUGCCAUGGCCACGGGCAUGUUGUGCCCGGGAUGGGCUUCUGCAGGUGGGAGAACUCCUGGGCUGGGAGCAGUGCCAGGACAGAAGCCCUGGCUACAUCCAUGAGCAGGGCUGCUUCUCUACCUUCGGCAAGACCCUGCAGACGUACAUCUCCCUCCCUGGGACCUGCAGCUUAGCCGUGCUAGGCAUUGAGAUCUUUGCCAUGUUCUUCGCCUUCUGCCUUUACUACAACUUCGACUGA
Messenger RNA from Motacilla alba alba, 738 nucleotides. Its product is annotated as tetraspanin-18-like. The transcript has 7 exons. Bases 1 to 738 code for a protein of 245 amino acids. Gene Ontology annotation, cellular component: membrane. NCBI's taxonomy places the organism in Eukaryota, Metazoa, Chordata, Aves, Passeriformes, Motacillidae. The record is from RefSeq and is a predicted model, not a curated record.